Messenger RNA from Castor canadensis (American beaver), 771 nucleotides. It is a transcript of the gene C16H19orf84, whose product is annotated as chromosome 16 C19orf84 homolog. NCBI's taxonomy places the organism in Eukaryota, Metazoa, Chordata, Mammalia, Rodentia, Castoridae. The record is from RefSeq and is a predicted model, not a curated record.
CUGAGGAAGGAGAGGUGAGGCCUCAAAAAACCCAGGGGUGAGUAGGGAGAUCCCGGCCCCCACAACUGGGGCAACUCUGGCUCUCAGAAUCCCACGCCCAUUCCUGCGCACGUGGGCGGAGCCCCGCCAUCUUUUUCCUACGCCCCUCCCAGAACGUCCAGAGCCCUGGAAGGAGCUGGAGGAAAUUGCUGGAAGACUUCAGAGACUCGCAGGAACAUGGAACAGCUAAAGGACAGGGAUGGGUCCGAGGGGAACGAGCUACACGCACCAUCACCCGGGACUGAAGCACGGCCCCCUGUGCCCAUUCCCGCCCUGCCACCUUGGCUCCUGGGAACCCCAGACCCUACCCACCUGGGGCUGCCUGAGCACCUAGCCUCUGUAACUGUCCCUAUCCGCCUGGAUACCCUUUCAUACCUCUUGCACAGUGCUCUGAUGGGGGCCUACAGCCUCCAACAGUCUUUGCCUUCCUGUCCCUGCUCCACCCAGACAUGCCACAGUCAGUUAGGCACAACCACCAGGCCACCCAGAGGACGUGGAUGGGGACGUGGGGGCUGGGAAGGUCAGCGCAGGCCUGCCAGGGGCCUGGGCCGGCCAAGAUGGGGUCCUGGGAGAGAUGAGCAGUCAGAGAGGGGUAGGGUGGGGAACCAUGGGGCUUGGCCUAAGACCCCAGCAAUGACACCACAGGCCCAGGAUGGAAAGAAGGAAACCAGAGAUCUGGAGCCUGCCCCAAACCCGGCACCUGCUGCCGAGAACUGGGAGACAGAGUACUAA